AGCGAUUUGGCGCUAGAGUGUCUCCGGUCUACUGUACGCUCUCAGCCAGCUGCCCGACGGAGGCACUUUACUCCUUCAGGUUCGGCCUGGGAUUUAAAGACGGAACCCCAUGACUUGUGUUCACAAUCAUGUCUGAAGUGGAAAACAAGGUUUCCGAGGAACUUUUUAAAGAUGUAAAAUUCUACGUGGUCGGGGACAUAGACCAAAAGGUUGUGCAGCUGUUGAAGGCAGGAAAAGGGAAGGAGGUGUCCUACAAUGCUUUGGCCACUCACAUCAUUGCAGAGGACGGGGACAACCCCGAGGUGGGCGAGUCAAGAGAGGUUUUUGACCUGCCUGUUGUUAAACCCUCCUGGGUGAUCCUCUCAGUGAGAUGUGGAGACCUUUUACCAGUAACAGGAUUUUCCCCAGAAUCAGGACAAAUAUUUUUUGGUGUGACAGCUUGUCUUCCCAGGCUUCCAGAUGAUCUCAACACUUUGUGGGCUUACAUAACAUUUUAUGGUGGAGAUUGUCAGCUUAACCUCAACAAGAAGGUCACCCACUUAGUAGUGAAGGAACCAAAAGGAGCCAAGUUUGAGUGUGCCCUGAAACACCAUGGCAUUAAGAUUGUCACUCUGGACUGGAUAACGGAUUCUGUCAAAGACAAAAGCAGGAAAGAUGAAGCGCUUUAUCACCCAAGACUCGCGUAUGUGGAGCUUGAAGAGGAGGAGGAGAGCGAAGCAGGGUCAUAUGACCAGCGUUCUCACUCAGAUGGAAGCUACAGUCCCCGGCUGUCCAGCGGCGGCUCGUCAGGCGAAGAGUCCAGCCCCCGCAGACGGCCAGGACCCAAAAAGCUCAACUCUGUCUCUCCUCACUCUCCCCGCAAGCCUGAGCGCCGCAGCGAGCGCAUGUUCGACGACUCAGACGAUGACUCCUCUACAGAGAAAGAGGGCACCAACCUCAAUUGGACGCCGGCUGAGGUCGUCACGCCCAACCCUCCCAUUCCGACCGGCACAGCCAGACGGCGAGGUGGACCCCCCGGCACCAAAGAGCCGGUGUCAUCGGCAGGCAGUGUCCUGAUCAACCUGUGUGCCAUUGUGCCUCCGGUCCCUGGCAGUGGAGGAUCCCUCCCCCCGGAGGCUCGCCCUGCUGCUGCUGCCGUCAGUCACCCCCCUCAGCAAGUUCCAGAGGGCAUCCCCGGGUGGAGCCCAGCUGCCAGAACCCUCCGCAACAUCACCAACAACUCUGACAUGCCACCAGCCAAUCGACCGGCCAACGUAGCACAUAUCAUUCAGAAUAUGACAGUGAAUCAGACAAAGCCAUUGGAGCAGCAGACCAACCAGAGCCAAGCUGCGACCCCCAACAGUACCAACCCUCUCAUGUUCAACCAGUCCAAACUGACUGGCCAGUCACUCACAGCAGAGCAACAGUUAUUGCAACAGGCACAUCAGGUUUCCCAGCAACAGCAUCAACAGUCACCACAGCAACCGCAACAUCCCUUGAUGCAUCUCCAGCAGCAGCAGCAGCAGCAGCAGCAUCAGAUGAUGCAGCUACAUCAUCAACAACAACAGUCUCCAGUCGCACAACAACAAGGGUUUGCACCAUUGCCCCAACAGCAACAGUUUCUGCAACAACAACAACAACAACAGCAGCAAAGGCACCAACAGCAAAUGUUUUUGCAACAACAGCAUGCUUUCCCCCAGCAGCAGCUACGGCCCCAGCCGCUUCUUCGACCUGGUUUACAACAGUUGCAGCAGCAACAAGCGCUGCAACAACAGCUCCAGCAAUUCCAACAGCAACAACGCAUGCAGAUGUUGCAGCAGCAGCAGCAGCAGCAGCAGCAGAAUCAACAGCAGUUGCACCAACAACAUCUACAACAACAGCAGCAGCAGCAGCAAUUCCUGCAGCAGCAGCAGCAGCAACACAUGCAGCAGAUGCAGCAGCAGCACCUCAUGCAGAAUCAGCAGCAGCAGCAGGUUCUGCAGCAUCAGAACCAGCAGGUCCUGCAGCAGCAGCCAACUACGCUGCAGCCUCAGCUCCAGCAACCUCCUUAUGUCUCACAGCUGUUUGGACAUGAGCCAGGACAAGAAAUUCCACAGGAUGGCUUCCUGCUCGGCUGUGUCUUUGCUAUUGCUGACUACCCAGAACAGAUGGCGGACAAACAACUCCUGGCUACAUGGAAGAGGGUCAUCCAGGCAUGUGGAGGGAUUGUUGACCCCACCCUGACCAGCCGUUGUACACACCUUCUCUGUGAGAGUCAAGUCAGCACUAUGUAUGUACAGGCACUCCGAGAGGGAAAGCGCUGUGUUACAGCCCACUGGCUCAACACAAUACUGAAGAGGAGGAGGAUGGUUCCUCCUCAUCGGACCUUACAUCUACCCUUCGCCUUCCCUCUUGGAGCCAAACCCUGCUCUCAACACAUCAUAUCAGUGACCGGUUUUGUGGACGCUGACCGGGAUGACCUGAAGUUGAUGGCCUACCUGGCUGGUGCCAGAUACACCGGAUAUCUGUGUCGCAGCAACACCGUCCUCAUCUGUAAAGAACCCAGUGGGCUCAAAUAUGAGAAGGCCAAGGAGUGGAAGAUUCCAUGUGUGAAUGCCCAGUGGCUGUGUGAUGUACUGCUGGGGAACUUUGAAGCGCUGAGACAGAUUCAGCACAGCAGAUACUCAAACUACACCCACCUUGAACCUCUGGUGCCUAACUCACAGCUGGUCCAAAACCUGCUGGCUGCUUGGAGAUCACCCAUCAAAGUGUCUUCUGAAGCCUUGGCGAGUCUGCAGCUGCUCCAGAAGAAGAAGAUAACCGACUCCACUAACCAGCCUGCAAACAAGAAGGCCAGACUGGAGGAGAUCCAGUCCCCCAAUAAGAAGCUUCCUCCAGAGUCCACUCCCAGAAUCAUGUUCACAGGCUUUGAGCCCGCACAAGUACAGCAGUACACAAAGAGGUUACACGCUUUAGGGGGAGAAAUAGCAGACAGCAGUCACAAAGUCACCCACCUGGUGGCUAGUAAGGUGACUCGCACCAUUAAGUUCCUCACUACCAUGUCUGUGGUCAAACACAUCGUCAGCCCAGAGUGGCUGGAGGAGAGCUGGAGGGGCCAGAAGUUUGUGGAUGAGCAGGCCUUCGCUCUGAGGGAUGCAGAAGCAGAAGGGUUGUUUAGCUUCAGCUUGGAGGAGUCACUAAAGAGGGCCCACAGUGCACCACUCUUCAAGGGGAAGUACUUCUUUCUUACCCCGGGGAUCUGCCCCAGCCUCAGCACCAUGAAGCCCAUCCUGGAGAGUGCUGGAGGGAAGCUGCUGGCCAAACAGCCCUCCUACAGGAAGAUCAUGGAGCAUAAACAGAACAAGAAUCUUCCAGAGAUCAUCCUAAUUUCCUGUGACAAUGACCUCCACCUUUGUAGAGAAUACUUCUUGAAAAACAUUGAUGUCCACAACGCUGAGUUCAUCCUGACGGGGGUUCUCACCCAGAAACUCGACUACGACUCGUAUAAAUUCACUUGAUAGUGAAAUGAUGAUGAUGAUGAUGAAGAGGAGAAACCCAUCAGGAAGCCACCUGUGUACAGGUGCAGCCACACUGACUUUUCUAUGUUUUUAUUUCAGUGCAUAGAUCUCUAGUCAUUUUGUAAUUUUUGGUUACCUGUUUCAGAAUAAAUAAAUGGAUGUUAUUUUUCUGAUAUGAAUGUAUAAAUUAUGGAGGAUUUUAACUUUUGUUGUUGUUGGAAUAGAAUGUGUAAAGGCUCGUACACACUGCUUUUUGGAAUAAAAACUAUGUUUGGGGAA
This is a messenger RNA of Pungitius pungitius (ninespine stickleback), 3755 nucleotides long. It is a transcript of the gene paxip1, whose product is annotated as PAX interacting (with transcription-activation domain) protein 1. Bases 129 to 3476 code for a protein of 1115 amino acids. Gene Ontology annotation, cellular component: nucleus. The transcript is spliced from 23 exons. Lineage: Eukaryota; Metazoa; Chordata; Actinopteri; Perciformes; Gasterosteidae. The record is from RefSeq and is a predicted model, not a curated record. Gene Ontology annotation, biological process: positive regulation of transcription initiation by RNA polymerase II.